Messenger RNA from Plodia interpunctella (Indianmeal moth), 5609 nucleotides. RefSeq names its product Cyclin E (gene CycE). Lineage: Eukaryota; Metazoa; Arthropoda; Insecta; Lepidoptera; Pyralidae. Gene Ontology annotation, cellular component: cytoplasm; cyclin E1-CDK2 complex; nucleus. Bases 302 to 1807 code for a protein of 501 amino acids. Gene Ontology annotation, molecular function: cyclin-dependent protein serine/threonine kinase regulator activity. The transcript is spliced from 9 exons. The record is from RefSeq and is a predicted model, not a curated record. Gene Ontology annotation, biological process: regulation of cyclin-dependent protein serine/threonine kinase activity; G1/S transition of mitotic cell cycle.
UUCCACCAGCAUCAAAGUUUUACCGCGACAUUUUCGCGCGGAAAGCCGGGCGUUAUCGAGCCGUGAAAAGCUGAAAUAAUAUGUGUAUAUUUAGAAAAUACCUAUAGUGAAGCGAUUUUACCUGUCUUUAAUGUCCAUUGUAUAACGUGUGAUAAAAAUAAUAUAUAAAUCAUCUGUAAAUGCGAUUAAAAUCGCACCUUCAUAUCUAGUGAACAAGAACAUUUUCGUUUUGUGAAUCUUGAAUCGAUUGUGAAUGAUCAGACAUUGGAGGUAGGGUGGCAGUAGUUUCCCUGCGUCUACAAUGGCUCAAAAUGGUUCUUCCAAUGAUGACACUGAAAGACGUAUGAACCUUAAAAGGAAAAGAAAUUCAACUGACGAUGAGGUGGAGAAUAUGCCACCUGUGAAGGUACCGUCUUCAGUGGAGGACCAUUUGGUAGAACAACCAGCCCACAAUGUAGUGGUAGAGUCGUCCUGUUCAAGCGAUGAUGAGGGCUCCCAAUAUGGAGCCAUAGAACAGCCACAAAGUGUUUUUACUGACAUAGAUUAUAACCCUGAUAGUUUCCUAAGCCCACCGAGUAUACCUGAAUUGCCUAAUUGUGUAUUGAGCCCCUUAGAAAAUGUGGCUAGAGGCGAGUCCACUCCUCACUCUAAUAAAAGACCUAGCACCAGCAAAACAGAAUGCCCGUCUCUGCCCAAGCGGAAGUGCCCCCUCCCCGUGUUGUCGUGGGCGAACCCGCAGGAGGUCUGGAACGGCAUGUGCGAGUGCGACGCGCGCUCCAGCAACAACAAGAACGCCAACAUGUUCGACAAACAUCCCAAACUCCAGAUCCGCAUGAGAGCUAUCUUACUGGACUGGCUUAAUGAGGUAUGCGAGGUGUACAAACUGCACAGAGAGACAUUUCACCUGACAGUAGACUACAUAGACCGGUACCUCACCAACACAGAAGACGUGCCCAAGGGCCGGCUACAACUCAUAGGUAUAACAUGCUUAUUCAUAGCAGCAAAAGUAGAAGAAGUAUACCCACCGAAAAUAGGAGAAUUCGCGUACGUCACAGACGGCGCGUGCACGACCGAAGAGAUCCUUCUAGAAGAGCUGCUUAUCCUCAAAAUAUUGUCCUGGAGCAUCACACCGAUCACUAUUAACAGCUGGUUGAAUAUAUACAUGCAGUUGGCAAGCGAAGGCAGAAGUGCGAAAAGAAGGCUUAUAGGGGAAAGUGAUUUGGGAGCGAACGCGUUGAGAAGUUACACGUUCGUGUUUCCGCAGUAUUCGUCGCUGGAGUUUGUGAUUUGUGGACAGUUGAUAGACUUGGCAGUGUUGCAUGUGGAAGUUAAUAUGUUCCCGUAUAGUGUUGUCGCGGCCGCCGCUAUGGCGCACUCGUUCAAUAAGGACCUCGCGGUUAGGGUGUCAGGCUACAGCUGGGAGUCGCUGGGCGCGUGCUACAGCUGGCUGGCGCCGUUCGUGCGCGCCGUGCGCGCUGCGGGCGCCGUCAGCGUAGUGCGGGGCGCGCACGGGGAGUUCCUGCAGAAGGCGGCCGGCCUCGACCUCAUCUGCCCCGACCUCAACGUGGACGAGAGCCACAGGAUACAGUCGCACAACGUCUGUCUGGACAUGUUUGACCAAGUGUACCAGCAGAUGCUAGAGCAGUCAUCCUCGGCGUCGCCAGAGGGCGCGGAGGGCGCUAGCGGGUCGCAGUCGCACGUGUUCCCGCCCACGCCGCCGCAGUCGGACCAGAAGAGCCCCAAGACCCCCGCCACCAAGACGCCCUCCACCAGGCAUCCAGCGACUGACGUCAUACCUCAGGAAUGAUCCAAGGUAUUUGUUAUAUUGUUGGUAGCUGUUUUACUCGUUGUAUGCCUGCGAGGGACCGUUUUAGGAAGCUCCGUUAAGUUUUUUAUUAACGUUAUUAUGAGAAGUUUAAACUGUAAAUGUGAAUAGCAAUUUUUAAUUCAGAUAGUUUCGAUCUUUAUGUAAGAACUCAGGAUAAUAAACUUUGAUAAAAAUUUAGCACAAUUCACACAUGACUACUUACGUCGUUAUCCUAGAUGGCAAUAUAUGUUUCCGUAAAAACCCUCUGAGUAAUUACAAAUGUACCUAUAGCAAAGAUGACGUUAUAAAGUAACAAAUUAGUACUGUCUACAAUGAAACUAAGACAAUACUUUGAAGACAAUAAUAGUGACAAUACGUGUCGUUCCAUGACAAAAAGUACAUUAUGGAGCGAAGUCGCAUAAGACGUUUUACUUGCUCAUUUUAUAGAUGCGCAUCGUAACAUCGUGAUAGUUCACGAUUGCCCUCCAUAAGGUACCUCUUCUCGUUACAUUAACUCCUAUGAUAUUCAGGGUAUCAGGGUUAGUGGUAAGUCAAAAUGUCAGUUAACCUGAAAAGGUUGUUCCUACGAAAUGUCUCUAGCGCCAGAUAUAUAAUUUCAUGCCAAGUGCGCAUACGUUGCAUGUACACUUGCAUGCAUACAAAAUAUUUAGACUUAUAAGGACAUUGAUUAAUUAAAUAGUUAAAUGAUAAGACGAGCUUAAGUGGUAUGUAAGUUGACUGGCCAUCUUAUUAAUAAAUAUAAUCAAACACUUUGUAACAAUUUUUGUCAACAUGUGUUUGUAAUAUAUUUUAUGAAUAAGACGACCAAUUCAAAAAUAAAAUGUUUAACUUCAUUCACAGUAACUGCAGUUUCAUGUAUAUUGAUACCUCUCCCUCUGCAUUGACUGAUGGAAUGCAAUUCUUUUGCCACAUCCAGAUGUAGAAAAUAACAUUUUUCAACUAACCCUGAUAUAUUCUAUAGACUUUGCUUCAAUUUGAAGCUAAGAAAAGUUCUUAUAAAGUACAUACAUAAUAAUACAUAUAUAUUAUCAAGCGAUAUAUAGUUAUUAAUCUAAGUUGUUAUUAAGUUAUAUCACAAUUUGUCUUAUAUCCAUAAAUUCCCUUGCUCAGGGGAUUUGUAGUUUGUCCAGAAUGGGGAAAAUUUGGAAUAAAAAUCGAGGAAAACUAUGCUCGCCAAACGAAUGGAUGUGUCAAAACACCAUCUUUGUUUGUCCUAAUUUAGAUAUUGUGUAUCGAAUGAUCAGUCUAGAAUAGCUUGAUAAAUCUGAAUGACUAAACAUUUUGAAAUAACGAUUUGGAGUUUAUAAGCGACUUACCCACUAAUCAUACUGACUGGCGCUUCGCAUGGAACUCACGUAUUUGUUAGGCGGGGUCCACAGUCACGUUAUCGCGCCCAACUAUUUCUUCUUAGCAAACAAUAAUUCUAAAAAGAAAUUGCCUUUCAGACGUUCAAACACGUGACUAUGAAACCUGCCUUAUGGUUAUUCUAGACUGUGUCAAAUUUGGUCACUAUUUAGUUAUUCAUAUGCAUAACGGGAUAUAAAACUUGGAACUAUUGUUAGGAAGUUUUGAGGGAUAGUCACACGAAGUCUUCGUUCCUACAUAUUUUAAGUUAAAAUGUGAAUUAAAUAUAAUGAAUAAACUAAGCAUGACACUGCAUUGGCCGUCGGCCUCAACGAUGUGAUGAACAUUCCAAGCUCGUUGUUAUUACACUUUCGUAACUGGCAACGUUAGUAUGUUUUUAUUUCAAUUUAACUGUUUCCUAUGGCUUGCUUAAUAUCAAUAUUUAGAUAUUUUUUUUAUUGUUUUUACCAUCUUUAUAAUAAUUUAGUGAGUUUGCAUUGCAAUAUAAUCGUUUUCAAUCAAUAUUUUGUAUUGAAUUAAUUAUCUACGUCACAGAAAUGAAAGAUGUGUGAAAUUUGUAAAAAUAAUAACGUUAAGCUUUUAGUUAGUGCUGGUGUAGUUCAAUAUACCGUCGCGUUUGCGCACUUAAUGAAUCAAUUAAACAUGGAUCGUACUGAAAUCGAAUGUGAAACUAUUUUUCGUACUCUCAUUACUAAUUAGUUAUUUUUCUCUAUUUAUAAGCUUAGUUCUUGAUUUUCUCUAAAUUAAUUUUGUAAAUAUGAUUGUAAAUCUGUAAUUUAUUGCCUGAAUAAUGAACAAAUUGUUCAUUGAGACUGAAUCGCGGAUAUCUUCCGCCAUGCUAUGAAAAAAUUAUAUAAUAUGUAUGUUUUAGUUGCAUUUUUACAUGAAAAUUUUGAGAAGCAUAGUAGACCAAAGACUAUGUCCUAAAUCCAAAAAAAAUAUAAAAAUAUGAUCACAUGCUUGACAGACGAUGUUGAUCUUAAUGUAAGAUCUUAUCUAAAAAUAUCAAAAUGUCUAUUUUUUUUUUUGAGAUACAUGAUACACUAUUCUGUGAAUCAUAAGACUUAAACGAAAAUCAGCCUUAUUUCUCUAACCUAGCUAUCUAUCUUAGCUAAUUUAGCAAUUUUGUCAAAAAUGCCAAAUGGCAGAUUUUCGAUAUGAGAUAAUAUUUUCAAAUUUGUCUCUAAUUUGUAAUUUCAUGUUUUUUUAAAUAUUUUUUCCUUAUUGCUAUACUAUUCUGAUCAAAUGACUUUUCUAAUAAAUUAUUUUUUAUUUCAUUAGAACUCUGCAAUGGUUAAACAUGUCUAUAUAACGAGCAAUAAGUGGAAAUUCAGGCUUUCAUUCCAUCCCUACAUUAUUUAAGACAAAGUAUACUAAACACAACGACCCAACAUAGCCAAAUAAACUAUUAUUUCAUUCAACAUCCCGGCCUAUCUCAUACAAAGAGGCGAUAUGGCGUCGCCUCGCUUUUUGUACCUACACAAUGAGCGACAGAAGAUAUCUGUACUCUGUCCAGUUUCUUCUCAUGUAUGUUUAUUAAGCGUUCUCUUGUAUGAGCGAAACGAUGUCUAUAGUUCUCUCUCUCUACAUUAUGUAGUUUCUGACCGAAGGUGUAUUUUUGGCGAUAUCGGUUCUGGAUCAAAUACGAAGUUUACUUUUAAAAUGUGUGAAUGGAUAUAUCGAGAUAUAGGAUACAUGUUUAGCAAAUCGCCUUUUACCACUUGUUAUCACCCAAUUCAUGAAAUUAUUUAUGUAAACCAAUUUUAAUAUCAACCGAUCAUUUUUAAUGUUCUUAUAUAGCCUGAUUCAAUAAAUUUCAAAGUUAUUUUAUCUAUUAUCAUUUAUCAAAUGAUGAUAAAUGUGAUACCGGUUUUGAAGAUGCAUUUUAGUAAAACAAUGUCUAAUUAACUUAAUUAACUUGACCCAAUCUCGUCAAAUAAUUUAAAAUGACAUCUUUGAAACUUGUAUCAGCCAAAUCUGUUUGUACUUUGUAAUGCAAGUGAUCGAUAAGAUUAAAUCGGAGUAUUGUUUUCAUUUAGAUAAAAGAUUGUAGGGUAAGCUAACAUUGGAAAACAUUACGCUUAUGGUGAUCGUUCGCCUUAUUUAAGACUUAAUUUCUGUAAAAUAUAAUAUAAUAAUUUUCAUAACAGAUAAUAAAUAUAGGUCAUUAUAAAAUAGGUUAUUUUUAUAUAAAAUGUAUUGAGAACUAAUAUAAAAACUUAAUUAUUAGUCUUUUGUCAAAAUAUAUAUUCCAAGAAUUGUGGUUUGUGAGUGAUCUCAAAUACAAGUACAUACAGAAUCAAAGAAUAGAUUCAAAUUUCGGAUGUCGUCACUUGUGCAAUAUAAAAUGCAUUGUACACUUUUGUACCUAUUACUGUUUUUGAGCAGAGGUAUUGAAUAAAUUGUGUCGAUGAAA